GGGUAGAGCUGCUGCGCGCGCGGCGGCGGCAGCCAGGGGAGCGGCGUGAAGGCCGGGCUGUGCGCGCGGGGGGCGGUUGGGGCUGAGGUAAGCCGGAGCGAUGGCGAUGGCGAUGGCAGCGGGCCUGGCGCGGCUGCCCGCGGCGUGCAACCAGCGGCUGGCGGAGCUCCUGCGGCAGGUGGACGACGUCGACAUGGUGUGGCUGGAAGAGAUCCACGAGGAGGCGGCCAGGAUGUUCGGCAGCCACUACAGCGACCAGCCGGAGCUGAUGCCCAAGACGCCGUCGCAGAAGAACCGGAAGAGGAGGAAGCGGCCGUCCGCGCUGCGGGGCGAGAGCCUGGAGCUGGGCAGGAGAAGAUUAUCUAGAAGGAGGACUAACAACCUCAAAGCAGUGUCCUCCAAACGAUGUUCUCAGCGACUCCAAAAUAAAGAAGACGCAGCACCACUCAGCACCGAGGCCCAAGAUCUUUCAAGCCAAACUGUCUCUCAGCAGUUGACAGGAUCCCAGGUUGCAGCGCCUGCCGACCGCUCAGAGGUCCUUCCUGAACAUCUAGGAGAAAGAGUAGUUCCCGUAGUAGAAAUCAGUGUCUGUGAUCGCGUUAGUGCUGAGUUUCAGUUCCAGAAGUGUGCAUCUGAACCAGCAGAGAAUCACUCCACGAACCUCCCCCUGAGCUCCGAUGACAAGUCUCCCAAGGAGAACAGUACCGCAGAGUCACAGCCUUUGCCUGCUGCAUCUGAGCUCAUAGUCCCUCAUACCCCAGAGGCAAAAGGCUCAGGAAAGAACAAGAGUGCAUUUAAGAAGACAGCAAACGCAGCUGAUACUACAGUUGUUUUAAGUGAAGAGCCUGGGCUGGAAGAGGUAGAUGACUCUGCUCAGAUGCAAAAGCAUAAUGAGAGGGAUGAUAAAGAACCUCAGCGUACAACAGAUAGCCCAGAAACUCCUACAGGUUCUAGGCUAAGCCGUCGCUCUGUGCGCAGAAGUUUGAUGGGCAAACCUUCCACGAUUCGUAGAACCUCACUGGCAGAGAAAUACUCACUAGCCCGCAAGAGGGAAAGCACUAUUCGGAAAUCUAUCGCCAGGACAGUGAUCAAGCGUAAGGCGCCCCAGAAGUUAUCUGUGUCCUCCAGUUCCGUGAAUGGCUCGGGUUCUGAAGAGGUGCCAGAAGAUGAAGAAACAGUUGUCAACACUGGACCUCCUCCUGUACCUCGUACCCCUCCAAAGCUGGAUUUCCAAGGCCUGCGGAUGUCACUUCGCUCUCAGACUGUCAACAGAAAUGAACAACAGCAGGAGACAAGCAAUAACGAACGCGACUUAAGUAAGAGUGAGAAGACCCAGGAACCACCCCAAAGUGCCAGGAGAAAGACAAGUUACAAAAGAGCUGUGGAUCAACGCUAUGACACCCAGCAAGCAGAAGAUGGGGGGCUUUCUCCUCAGAGAAAAAAGACUCCAUCCCCUCCAUGUCCAGCUAGCAAAGUUGUACGUCCUUUCAAAACAUUUUUGCACACUGUGCAAAAGAAUCAGCUCUUAAUGACCCCAACCUCUGUGGGGAGAAAUGGAGUAAUAAAGUCUUUUAUCAAGUACAACACUCCUCUCCAACAUGAUCCCAAGGAAAAGGAGAGACAAAAACUGCAGGCUCUGAAAAAGAAGGAAGAGGCUGAGCAGUUAAGAAAACAAAAAGUGGAGGAAGAAAAGAAACGGCGACUAGAAGAGGCAAAGUUGAGGCGAGAAGAACGCCUGCGUAAAGUGCUGCAAGCUCGGGAACGGGCAGAGCAAUUGGAGGAAGAGAGGAAAAGGCGCAUUGAGCAGAAGCUAGCUCUGUUUGAUGAGAAGACAGAGAAGGUACGGGAAGAAAGACUGGCAGAGGAGAAGAUAAAAAAGAGAGCAGCUGCCAAGAAAAUGGAAGAAGCAGAGGCCCGGCGCAGGCAGGAUGAAGAAGCCAGAAAGCAAAAAGCACUGCAGCAGGAAGAGGAGGAACGUCGGCACAAAGAGCUAAUGCAGAAGAAGAAAGAAGAGGAGCAGGAACGUGCCAGGAAAAUUGCUGAGCAGAGGCAGGCAGAACAGGAGAGAGAAAAACAACUGGCUGCAGAGAGAGAGCUGGAGAGGAAGAAGGAGCAGGAGAGAAUUCAGGCAGAAAAGCAACGUGAACAGCAAGAGAAGGCAGCUCGUCUGCAGAAGGAGGUAUUGGCUGCUAAAGAGCAGCUCCAGAAGGAGACGGAGAAAAAAGAAAAGGAAGAGCAGUUGCUAGCAGAGAUGAAGAGGCAGGAGCAAGAACAGAAGAAACUACCAGAGGAACAAAAGGCUAAAGAUGUAGCCCAAACACAGCACCUAGAAAACAAAGAGAAUUCACCUGCCUGCAAUUCAUACCAGAUGACUCCACAGUACCAUAAAGAUCCAAAGCCCCCCAAGAUAAAUCCAAACAACUAUGGAAUGGAUCUGAACAGUGAUGACUCUACUGAUGAUGAAAGCCAGCCUCGCAAACCCAUCCCUGCCUGGGCCAGUGGGAAUCAGCUUAGCCAAGCAGUAAUCCGCCAGUACUACAACCCUCCCAACGUUGAUGCACUCUUUGGGACAAUCGUAAGCCCCAAGUUGGAGGACAUCUUUUACAAAAGCAAACCACGCUACUUCAAGCGCACCAGCUCUGCUGUGUGGAACUCCCCACCAUUUCCAGGUGCCAAAUCGGUUCUAGGUCUGCCAUACAGCCUGAAAAAGUACUGAGGUGGACAGUAGCUGUCUCCUGUGGAGCAAUAUUAUGCAUUUUUGUCUCUCUAGAUGAGAAGAGAGUUACUAUUCAGUAUCCCUAAAUCUUUAGGCACCAGCAUUGAAUGAAUGUCAGCUCUGACUGGGUCUCUUGCAUUUUCUGUUUUGGAGGCUUGUUUUUUUUUUUUUACCACUGAGCAAAGUUGCAGGCUUUGGGGAGAUCUUGCUUCUGAACAGGGCAUUUCCUGUUUCCUUCAGCUUUAAGUUGGCAAAGAUUUAGACUUACAGGUCAUGAGAAUGUGUAAUCUAAAGCAAAUGUGAUUGUUCUCUUCAGCCAAGCAGGCCUGGCAGCUGAUGCAUGCAGUAGGGAGAGGUAUGUCAGUGCUUUUCCUGCCUCUCUGUGGCUGAAGUCAGAAUAUUGUACAGCUAAUGACCACUGCACGCAUCUUGAGUCAAGUCUAAAACACUACUGAUGUCCUUAAGAAUAAAGAUAUUAGCAGCCAUGGUCUUCAUCUCCUGCAAAUUGCAAAAUAAUUUGGUUUUGUUUUCAUUAGUAUGCUCUGCAUCAAUACCAAAUGCAUUUAUGUGCAUAAGCUUUGAUGAUGAUGAUGUUACUGCAGUUCAGGAGGAAAUAUUCUGAGGAUCUUAAUGACCUUUCUUCUGCUGUUGGAGAGAGAUGUGACUCUGGAGUUAACCAUGUCUCCAGGAACACCCAGAGUAGCAUAAGUAAUCUUUGUAUUUCUAGCAGUCUCUCAAAUAAAUUAUACAAAGGUUUGGAUAUUUUUUUCUCUAAUUUAAAUUCCGUGUUUGUGGCAGAUUGGAUUAAAAGGAUGUUUUUAUUUAGCUUUAAUCCUUGUCUUGCUCUUUUCUCCCCUUAGCUAUUUCACUUAGUCAGCAUCAAAGCUGGUUUUAUUUUUAAGCCUUCACUUUGCACGUCUUGUUCAGUAAAGCAAUAUCAAGACUGUUUCCUCAUAGCAGCAAAAUAUGAGCUCAGAAUUUCAGCUCCAAGAUCACUUUGUGUUCUAGUCUACAAGUUUCUGUAUAGAGAGAGCAGAAGUCCCAGUAGGGCAGUGACAUUUUUCAAGGAAACAGUUACAUUAAUUUCUAUAGGUUGCUGCGGAAGCCUGUCUUCUGCAAAGUAGGCAAAAUAUAUGAUUCUUACCUCAGAAUCUUUUUUUUUUGGGGGGGGGCUUGAUUUUUAAAGAUUGGUGAGUAUUCAUGGCUGCAACCUUAGUCAGUAGACUGAGAGCACUGUACAUACAGCUUGGUCGCUGAAAAAAAAAACAACAAAACUCUGGAGAUUAUGUAACAUGUAAGGAGAACUGCAUAUUUCCUUGUGUAUUAACUGUUCUUCAAAUAGAUAUCUUUAAAAUGUAUAUUUAUACUUAACAUCUAUCAGUUUUGUAUUUGCUAUUGUUGAGUGUGUUCUGUGAGAUGAUUGUGCUUUGAUAAAUGUUCAGUAGUUUGAGUUUUGUACUAUCAUCUUAGAAUGAGAAAUGCUUGCUUGAAAUGACAAACAGUUGAAUGCUAUCUGAAUGUCUGACAGUUUGAUAAAACUUAAGUCAUCUCUG
Phasianus colchicus (ring-necked pheasant) is the source of this 4269-nucleotide messenger RNA. RefSeq names its product inner centromere protein (gene INCENP). Gene Ontology annotation, cellular component: kinetochore; nucleus; midbody. Gene Ontology annotation, biological process: mitotic cytokinesis; meiotic spindle midzone assembly; metaphase chromosome alignment. The record is from RefSeq and is a predicted model, not a curated record. Lineage: Eukaryota; Metazoa; Chordata; Aves; Galliformes; Phasianidae.